This is a messenger RNA of Pristis pectinata (smalltooth sawfish), 1078 nucleotides long. RefSeq names its product enhancer of rudimentary homolog. Bases 97 to 411 code for a protein of 104 amino acids. NCBI's taxonomy places the organism in Eukaryota, Metazoa, Chordata, Chondrichthyes, Rhinopristiformes, Pristidae. The record is from RefSeq and is a predicted model, not a curated record. The transcript has 4 exons.
GUGGCGCGGCGUGACGUCACGGAUGUUCCGGGUGGAAGGUCAGGCCGAGCUGUUUCCGGUUUCCAUUUCUGUUCCAGUCGGGGCUCGAGAGGGAAAAUGUCACACACCAUCCUGCUGGUGCAGCCCACAAAACGGCCAGAGGGCAGGACCUAUGCAGACUACGAGUCCGUCAACGAAUGUAUGGAAGGUGUCUGCAAAAUGUUUGAAGAACAUUUGAAGAGGAUGAACCCCAACAGCCCGUCCAUCACAUACGACAUCAGCCAGCUCUUCGACUUCAUCGAUGACCUUGCUGACCUGAGCUGCCUUGUUUAUCGAGCAGACACACAGACGUACCAGCCUUACAACAAAGACUGGCUAAAGGAGAAGAUCUACAUCCUCCUUCGCCGGCAGGCCCAGCAGGCGGGGAAGUAGUCGCUGUCCUGACCCUGCCCAUCAGCGCUCAAGGAGCGUGGUUGCACCAACCUUUGUUUUUUGUAGUUCACAGAUGUUCCUCUUCAGGUCUGGGUGCACCUGAGUGUGCUGGUUCUAGAUCUGCAGUAUUUUUGUAGAAAUAAUUUUUGAUUUUUUCUCCCUGCCCACCCCCCUCCCCCUCCCCAAACCAUUCAUUAGAAGCUUUUAUUUUUAGAAAAUCAUGCAUUGCCGUUUUGAAACAGAACCUGUAUUGAAUGCAAUGAAGAGCCUGCCUUGUUCCUGUGGCAUCCUGGAUGCAAGUAAUGACAUCUGAAACAUUUGAUGUUUUUGUCUUUAUGGGGAGGACCUUGACACAAUUUUACUCGUCUGUUCAGACCUGCGAUUUUCUUGCAUGCAGGAAAAUUAGUUGUUAGUGGUUUUGCAAACACUCUUUUCUGUAAUGUUCUGUUUGUAGAGCAGCAAGAUGCUAAGUGUGGCUUGUUUUGAAAGAAAUGCUCUGUGGGUUAAAUGCGCUUCCUAGAACACUGAGACUUCUUCAGGGGCGCACCGUGUGUCUGCCAGGCCACGGUCUGGUUAGCCAGCAGUUUUUGGUUUUGCUUUCUCUGGUUGCGUUUUUGAUUUUUGCAGAUUAAAGAUGUUUUAAUAUUAAAACUUUUCAUUUAACUGG